Ornithorhynchus anatinus (platypus) is the source of this 3633-nucleotide messenger RNA. RefSeq names its product solute carrier family 4 member 3 (gene SLC4A3). Bases 1 to 3633 code for a protein of 1210 amino acids. The transcript has 22 exons. The record is from RefSeq and is a predicted model, not a curated record. Gene Ontology annotation, cellular component: plasma membrane. Gene Ontology annotation, biological process: monoatomic anion transport; regulation of intracellular pH; transmembrane transport. Lineage: Eukaryota; Metazoa; Chordata; Mammalia; Monotremata; Ornithorhynchidae. Gene Ontology annotation, molecular function: solute:inorganic anion antiporter activity; monoatomic anion transmembrane transporter activity.
AUGACGUCGACGGGAGCCGUCGAGCGCCUACUACGCGCCGAGCGCCUUCGCCGUCACGCGUCCCACCACGCGCACCGCCCUCUGUCCGCCCACCUGCCGCCGGCGCACAAGCCGCCCGGCCUGGCCCCCCGGAGGAAGAGGAAGAAGGGGAGGACGUCGGUCACCCCGUCCCGGGAGACCCCCGCCGUCCGAGAGGAGGGGGCCGGCGGGCCCGAGGCCCGAGAGGACGGCCGCGAUGAGGAGGGGGAGCCGGAGGGACCCCCGCGGCGACCUAAGUUUUCCGUCGGGAGCGACGAGGAGGACGUCCGUCGGCCCCCGGAGCCCCCCAGGACCCCCGGGCGGAGUCCGGAGCGGAAGCCCGAGGACCCCCAGAGCCCUCCGGGAUCGCGGCCGUGGGCCCCGAGGGGCGGGGAGAAGAGUCGGCCGUGGAGCCCGGCCGCCGGCUACGACCUGAGGGGGCGGCUGUGCCCGGGCAGCGCCCUGGACGGGGCCGGGAGCGAGGACCGCCGCGCGCCCACCGACGAAGCGGAAGCCCGGAUGCUCGGCUCGGCCGACCUGGACGACAUGAAAAGUCACCGGCUGGAGGACAACCCCGGUGUCCGGCGUCACCUGGUGAAGAAGCCGUCCCGGAGCCCGGACCCCCGGCGCGGCUCCCGGGGUCCCGUGUUCGUGGAGAUGAACGAGCUGCUGCUGGAGAAGGGCCAGGAGCCUCAGUGGCGCGAGACGGCGCGCUGGAUCAAGUUCGAGGAGGACGUGGAGGAGGAGACGGAGCGCUGGGGCAAGCCCCACGUCGCCUCGCUCUCCUUCCGCAGCCUCCUGGAGCUCCGCAGGACCAUCGCCCACGGGGCCGCGCUGCUGGACCUGGAGCAGACCACCCUGCCGGGCAUCGCCCACGUGGUGGUGGAGACCAUGAUCAUCUCCGACCAGAUCCGCCCCGAGGACCGGGCCAACGUGCUGCGGACCCUGCUGCUCAAACACAGCCACCCCAACGACGACAAGGAUGGCUUCUUCCCCCGGAACCCGUCCAGCUCCAGCGUCAACUCGGCGCCGGGAAACCACCACCCCGGCCCCGGCCCCGACCCCCGCGGCCCCCUCGCCGGAGAAGACCCCGGGGACCCCGCGUCCUCCCGGGACCUCGACGCCAGGGAGAAGAGCCUGCACCUGCCCGGAGGGGACGGACACCGUGGGAAAUGCCUCAAGCUGCUGGAGAAGAUCCCCGAGGAUGCCGAGGCCACCGUGGUCCUUGUGGGGUACGUGCCGUUCCUGGAGCAGCCGGCCACGGCCUUCGUGCGCCUCAGCGAGGCCGUGCUGCUGGACUCGGUGCUGGAGGUGCCCGUGCCCGUCCGCUUCCUCUUCGUCCUGCUCGGGCCUCCGCAGGCCGCCGUCGACUACCACCAGGUGGGCCGCUCCAUCGCCACCCUCAUGUCGGACCAGCUGUUCCACGAGGCGGCCUACCAGGCGGACGACCGGCAGGACCUGCUGGGGGCCAUCAACGAGUUCCUGGACUGCAGCGUGGUGCUCCCGCCCUCCGAGCUGGAAGGCCGACACCUGCUCCGCUCCCUGGCCGCCUUCCAGCGGGAGCUGCUCAGGAACCGCCGGGAUCGGGACCGGGACCGCCGCGCCAAGCCCCCGCGGCGCACCGAGGCCCCCGCCCCCGGGGGAGGCCCGGCCCACGGAGAGCUGUGGGCGGUGGGCGGCGAGAGACCCCCGGAGGAGGAGGAGCAGGACGACCUGCGUGACGCCCUCGACCCCCAGUGCCUGGCGGCCGUCAUCUUCAUCUAUUUCGCCGCCCUCUCCCCCGCCAUCACCUUCGGGGGGCUGCUGGGGGAGAAGACGGAGGGGCUCAUGGGCGUCUCGGAGCUGAUCGUGUCCACGGCCGUGCUGGGGAUCGUGUUCGCGCUGCUCGGGGCUCAGCCGCUGCUGGUGGUCGGCUUCUCGGGCCCCCUGCUCGUCUUCGAGGAGGCCUUCUUCAAGUUCUGCGAGGCCCGGGGCCUGGAGUACCUGACCGGCCGCGUGUGGGUGGGGCUGUGGCUGGCGGUCCUGGUGGUGGCGUUGGUGGCCGCCGAGGGCAGCUUCCUGGUGCGCUACAUCUCGCCCUUCACCCAGGAGAUCUUCGCCUUCCUCAUCUCCCUCAUCUUCAUCUACGAGACCUUCCACAAGCUCUACAAGGUCUUCGCCGAGCACCCGCUCCUGCCCUUCUACCCGCCGGAGGCCGCCGCCCCGCCGCCGUGGGGGCCGGAGGGCGUCGCGGAGGUCGUGAACGGCAGCGGGGAGCCCCCCGCCGGCACCGCCCCGCCCGGGGGACGCCCCCCGGCCCGCGGCCCCCCGGCCGGACCCCGCAGUCGGCCCAACACCGCCCUGCUGUCCCUCAUCCUCAUGCUGGGGACCUUCCUCAUCGCCUUCUUCCUGCGCAAGUUCCGCAACAGCCGUUUCCUGGGGGGCAAGGCCCGGCGCCUCAUCGGGGACUUCGGCAUCCCCAUCUCCAUCCUGCUCAUGGUCCUGGUGGACUAUUCCAUCCCCGACACCUACACUCAGCCCCCCCCCCCGGAGCGCCCCCGGCCCCUGACGGCGUCCCCCCUCGCUCCCGGUGUCCUCCUUCCCUCUCGGCCCUCUCGGCCCUCCGUGCGUCCGUGGGUCGGGGGGUCGGCCGGCGGACAGAAGCUGACGGUGCCGUCGGGGCUGUCGGUGACGUCCCCGGAGAAGCGUUCGUGGCUGGUGCCCCCGCUGGGCAGCGCCCACCCCUUCCCGCCCUGGAUGAUGGUGGCCGCCGCCCUGCCCGCCCUGCUCGUCCUCAUCCUCAUCUUCAUGGAGACCCAGAUCACCGCGCCUCAGCCCGGGCCUUCCCCGCUCCCCGAGCCCCCGGCCUCCGGGCCGGGCCGGGCCGGGCACUCCGCGGACACGCCGGCCCCCAUCCCCGGCCUGAGCCCGGCCCCCCGCCCUCCCCGUGGCUCGCUCAGGCUGAUCGUCAGCCAGAAGGGACGGCGGCUGCAGAAGGGGUCGGGCUUCCACCUGGACCUGCUGCUGAUCGGGACGCUGGGCGGGGUGUGCGGCCUGUUCGGGCUGCCCUGGCUGACGGCCGCCACCGUCCGCUCCGUCACCCACGUCAACGCCCUGACCGUCAUGCGCACGGCCAUCGCCCCGGGAGACAAGCCCCAGAUCCAGGAGGUUCGCGAGCAGCGGGUCACCGGCCUCCUCAUCGCCGGACUCGUCGGGCUGUCGAUGGCGAUGGGGGCGGUGCUGCGGCGGAUCCCGCUGGCCGUGCUCUUCGGCAUCUUCCUCUACAUGGGCGUCACGUCGCUGUCGGGCGUCCGCCUGGCGCAGCGCCUCCUCCUCCUCCUCGUGCCCGCCAAGCACCAUCCCGACCGCCCCUACGUCACCAAGGUGAAGACGUGGCGCAUGCACCUGUUCACGGGGAUCCAGCUGAGCUGCAUCGCGCUGCUGUGGGCCGUCAAGUCCACCGCCGCCUCCCUCGCCUUCCCCUUCCUCCUCCUCCUCACCGUGCCGCUCCGACGCUGCCUCCUGCCCAGGCUCUUCCGACAGCGCGAGCUGCAGGCCUUGGAUUCGGAAGAGGCGGAGCCGAACUUCGACGAGGACGGGCGGGACGAGUACAACGAACUGCACAUGCCCGUGUGA